AUGACAGAAGCCGGCCCAGCACCCAGUAAGCGAGCCUUCAAGGACAAGGAAAAGCCAGCUGAAGUUCGAGGAAGCAACAUUGUCGCAGCAAGAGCUGUCGCUGAUGCCGUACGAACGAGCUUGGGUCCAAAAGGAAUGGACAAGAUGAUCCAAUCUGGAAAUGGAGAGGUCAUUAUAACUAACGAUGGUGCUACUAUAUUGAAGCACAUGUCUGUCAUGCAUCCAGCCGCUAGAAUGUUGGUGGAUUUAUCUGCUGCACAGGAUGUAGAAGCUGGUGAUGGAACCACAUCAGUCGUUGUUCUCGCUGGUAGUUUGUUGACUGCUGCUGAACGAUUACUAGAAAAGGGAAUCCAUCCUACCACAAUCGCCGAAUCCUUUCAACGUGCUGCUGCCAAAUCUACUGAAUAUUUAACGGCCAUGUCUACCAAGUUGGAAUUAAGUGACAGGGAAUCCCUCUUGAAGAGUGCUACUACCUCAUUAAACUCAAAGAUUGUAUCUCAAUACUCAUCCUUGUUGGCUCCCAUUGCUGUCGACUCUGUAUUGCGAGUCAUUGAUUCAGCUACUGCCACUAAUGUUGACCUCAAAGACAUUCGCCUUGUAACCAAAGUUGGAGGAACCAUUGACGACACUGAAUUGAUUGAUGGUCUAGUCUUGACUCAAAAUGUCAUCAAGAGUGCUGGUGGACCAACAAGAGUAGAAAAGGCCAAGAUUGGUUUGAUUCAGUUCUGCUUGUCUCCACCGAAACCUGAUAUGGACAAUCAGAUUGUGGUAAACGAUUACCGUCAAAUGGACAAGAUCUUGAAGGAAGAACGUCAGUACUUGUUGGACAUGUGUAAAAAGAUCAAAAAGGCCGGAUGCAAUGUCCUCUUCAUCCAAAAGUCCAUCUUGCGAGAUGCUGUGAAUGACUUGUCUCUGCACUUCUUGUCUAAACUCAAGAUCUUGGCCAUCAAGGAGAUCGAACGUGAUGAGGUUGAAUUCAUCUGCAAGUCUACUGGUGCCAAACCUAUUGCCGACAUCAACUCCUUCACUGAAGACAAACUCGGCUAUGCUGAAUUGGUAGAAGAAGUAUCCACAGCUGGAGCCAAAGUCGUCAAGGUCACUGGAGUAAAGAAUGCAGGAAAGACAGUAUCUGUCUUGAUUCACGGUGCCAAUCAACUGGUAUUGGAAGAAGCUGAACGAUCCUUCCAUGACGCUCUCUGUGUCAUUCGAUGCUUGGUCAAGAAGAAGGCUCUCAUAGCUGGAGGCGGUGCUCCCGAAAUAGAAGUCAGUCAAAGACUCAUGGAGUAUGCCAAGACCUUGAAGGGUAUGGAAGCAUACUGCUUUGAGGCAUUCGCUGAAGCUUUGGAAGUCAUUCCCAUCACCUUGUCGGAGAAUGCUGGUCUCAACCCCAUAUCUAUUGUAACUGAACUGCGAAAUCGUCAUGCCAAGGGUGAAAAGACUGCUGGUAUCAACGUUCGCAAGGGCACCAUUUCCAAUAUCUUGGAUGAGAACGUCAUUCAGCCUCUAUUGGUGUCUACUAGUGCGAUUGAGCUCGCAGCCGAGACUGUAAAGAUGAUUAUGAAGAUUGACGACAUUGUCUCGACACGUUAG
Synchytrium microbalum is the source of this 1590-nucleotide messenger RNA. RefSeq lists its product as uncharacterized. NCBI's taxonomy places the organism in Eukaryota, Fungi, Chytridiomycota, Chytridiomycetes, Synchytriales, Synchytriaceae. The record is from RefSeq and is a predicted model, not a curated record. Gene Ontology annotation, molecular function: ATP hydrolysis activity; ATP-dependent protein folding chaperone; ATP binding. The transcript is spliced from 10 exons. Gene Ontology annotation, biological process: protein folding. The coding region runs from base 1 to 1590 and encodes 529 amino acids. Gene Ontology annotation, cellular component: chaperonin-containing T-complex.